Molecule: messenger RNA, 903 nt
Organism: Pygoscelis adeliae (Adelie penguin)
Lineage: Eukaryota; Metazoa; Chordata; Aves; Sphenisciformes; Spheniscidae
Product: pinopsin-like
Biological process (GO): phototransduction; G protein-coupled receptor signaling pathway
Cellular component (GO): photoreceptor outer segment; membrane
Molecular function (GO): G protein-coupled receptor activity
Source: RefSeq, a predicted model, not a curated record
AUGCGCUCCUCCAGCAGCUUGCAGCAACCCCCAAAUAACGGGACCCUGGGUCCUUUCGAUAGCCCCCAGUGGCCCCACCAGGCUCCGCAGGGCACGUACCUGCCGGUGGCCGUGCUGAUGGGCAUCGUUGUGGUCUCUGCCUUGGUUGUGAACGGCUUGGUCAUCAUGGUUUCCAUCAGGUACAAGAAGCUCCAGUCACCGAACUACAUCCUGGUGAACCUGGCCGUGGCCGACCUGCCGGUGGCAUUCUGCGGCAGCCCCGUCAGCUUCUCCAACAACAUCAAUGGCUUCUUCAUGUUCGGCAAACAGAUGUGCGAGCUGGAGGCCUUCGUGGUCUCCCUGACAGGCUUGUUUCAAAACUUAUUUGUUCCAGGUCUGAGAACCUCUUGCAGGUCCAACUGGUGAACCGGUAGCAGCAACAACAGCUACAUCUUGGCCUUGUUUGUCACAUGCUUCAUGAUGCCCCUCAGCCUGAUUCUCUUCUCCUACACCAAUCUGCUGAUGACCCUGAGAGCGGCUGCGGCACAGCAGCAGGGAAUGGACACGACGCAGCAGGCGGAGCGGGGGGUGACGCACAUGGUGAUUGCGAUGGCGGUGGCCUUUCUCCUCUGCUGGCUGCCCUACACCACGUUUGCCCUUGUGGUGGCUGCCAACAAAGACAUCGCCAGCCAGCCAGCUCUCGCAUCCCUGCCCCCCUACUUCUCCAAGACCGCCACGGUUUACAACCCAAUCAGCUACAUCUUCAUGAACAAACAGGCGAGAGAGAAACUGCCGCUGAAAAUGGUGUGCUGUGGUUACCACCCCUGGGAGGUGGGAAAAACCGCUCCAGCUGCACCCGGCCCCCCCACAGGCGUCGCUGCAGACGGGCUGCGGAAUAGGGUGACGCUGUCUCGCCCUGUCUGA